UCAGUACGUUUUGAGUUGUGCUUCGCGACGGUUGCUGAUCUUUCUCAAGUGCUCCCACGAAUACGAAAUAUGCACGAAUCUGCCCAAUUGAGCAUCUAAGCGAAUAAAACCUAAAAAAAAUUGAGUGGCAAACCCAGCGAUAAUUGUGAUUAAUAACAACAACCAUAACGAGAUCCGAACGAAAAAAAAAUUAAUAACAAUUAAUAUACAUAAACAAGCAAGUGCAACAUUAUUCAUUCCACAAAGUCAGUGAUUACCUCAUCUGUGUGAAAAUCAAACCAACAAAAUGGUAUCAAAAAGCAAUAAAACAAAACAAGUGUCGCAGUCGCAGUCGCAGUCGCCGUCGGCGUCGCAGUCGCCGUCGCAGCCACCGCCAUUAGACACAUCGAGCACAACCAGAUCGGCGUCGGCGUCAGCGACGAAACUGACCAAAAAACUGGGUCCGAAUGCGACGGCAACAUUAACAACCAACACCAGCUCGACAUCAAUGGAGCAUGAAUCUGUCUCGUACGGCGGGGCGCCUGCCACCGCUAGCAGCAGCAGCAGCAGCAGCACCCCCGCCGCUGCCGUCCAGGUGCAGCGGAAAGGUGAAAGUCUGCUGGCAGCCGGUGGGAAAAGCUAUAGUUCGUACACGGCGAAAAGUCAAACGCAAUCACAGUCGCAGCAGUCGAAGCUAUUUAGCAGCAGCAGCACGAGCAGUGCCAAAAUCUCCAAGGAUUACGCAAACGAGAAGAUCAUUGCGUCGAUUGAUCUGCUGGAGAGCGAGAAAAAGGAACCGGUCUUCUCGGUACCGAUCGAGGUGGUCGAAAUCACAACGCCUGGCAUUAUAACGUCCGCCAGCUCUGGCAGCAUAUCCAAAAUGUAUGCGUCCACAUCAAAAAUGUCCAGUAGCCGCCAGGAGGCAAGCAGCUCCAGUUACUACGAGUCGACAACCAGUUCCAGCCAACAGCGCAGCGAUGCCAGCGAAACGCUCAUUGCAAGCGAGAGAGCCGCUACCGGUAUGACAUCAUCGAGCAGUAAAUAUGUUGAUGUGGCCGAACAGGUUGUCACAGAUAGCACCAAUACCAACACGAACACAAACAUUACCAACACCAACACCAGCGAAUCUCAGAGCGUGCCAAAGUCGAAGCUGCGAACAGCUGUGGGUGUCUCCGGCGAUUCGUCAUCGACAACGAUGACGUCGCACGAACCGGUUGUGACCACAACAAACGGCACGACGUCAUCAACGACUGUGCUGAAUGCCUCGCUCGAUAAAGUGGCCAGCAGCAGCAGCAGCAGCAGCACAACAGCUGUGGACAGAGCCACCUCGUCGACGACCAAGUCCAGUAGCCAGCAGGUCAGCAGCGAGGAGAGCACACUGAAACGCAGCAGCACCAAGCAGUCGACAUCUGCCUCGAAAAAGGAGGUGUACGAUGUGAAGACGAAGACCUGGAGCGAGCUUAGCGAUGGCAGCACGCAUGCCAGCAACAAGAAGGUGCCCACAUUUGAGCGUUAUGUGAGCAGGGAUUCCGAUGGCACCACCAAAAUCACAUACAAGAAGAAGAUCUAUGACAGGCGCAACAAUCGAUGGCGCGUGGUGGACGAACGGACCGUGGACAGUGUCAACGAUGUGGGCUAUCCCGAAAUAGUUGAUGAUGUCAUCAAUACAACAACCACAACAUACACGACCAAGGUGUACGACACAAAGCUCGGCAAAUGGACUGUUGUGGACGAGAAAUCGUAUACCGAUACGAAAGCUUUUGUGCCCAAUGACAUUGCCCGUGAAAUCGAGAAAGAUAAUACCGAUGUGGCCAACAUAACGACCACCACGGAGGUGACAAAGAUAUUCGAUGCGAGCAUUAAUGAUUGGCGUGUGCUGGACGAGAAGGUGCACACGGAUGUCAUUGAGAAGAUUGUGGAGACGCCCAAGAAGACCAUAUAUGUGGAUGAGUUUGUCGAAAUCGAGAAGAAUACAUCAAUAUCGGAGAACAAUGAGAAUAUAACGCUGAAUCUGAACGAGACAUCGAAACACAAAAAUAUUACAGAGAAUAUUUAUGAUGAGAUCGAUUAUGUGCGCACCGAUAAGAAACGCUUAGACGAUUCAAGAACCCGCGGAGUCGAUAAAAACAAGACAACAACACACAGUGAGAGGUGCAUCUGUGAGAUAUGUACUUGCGGGCGUCAUCAUUGCUCUACCAGCACAAAGAAAUCUACAGAAACGACAAUUGUGGAAAUAGAUGAUAACGUCGACGAAAGCUUUUCAAGGAUACGUACUAACACAUGGUCUAAGAAAGACGAUAACAUUCCUAAGAACAACGAAGACAUAUUUGUAGACUAUAUAGUGAUAAAAAAACCAGAAGACAAUCUAAAGCCCGAAGGGGAGUUUUUAGUUCCGCAAAAAGAGCCCUACAAGCCCGGCGAAAGACGCGAAAAAAUUAUACACACAGAUAAUCUACGUAUGGAUGGAGAAAUGACGUUUGUCGAAAAAGAGGAAUAUCAAUAUGUGACACGUCCGGGAUACGUAAAACCUACAGACAAUCUGAAGCCAGAGGGCGAAUUUUUCAGUCCUGAAAAACCCAAAUAUCAGCCGGGAGAUCGCCCAAGCCAAGUGCGACACGCGGACAACUUGAAGCCGGAAGGGGACUUUUAUAGUCCAGAAAAAACCGAAUUCCGCCCUGCUGAGCGUCCAUCACAAGUCAGGCCAGAAGAUAAUUUAAGACCCGAAGGCGAAUUUUACACUCCAGAUAAACCUGGAUAUAAGCCAGCUGAACGGCCAACUCAAAAGAAACCUGUGGACAAUCUAAAGCCUGAAGGCGAGUUCCUAACACCUGACAAACCAGUUUUCCGGCCAGCAGAAAAAACGGAAAAGGUAAUCAGAAAAGAUAACCUGCGUACCGAAGGGGAAAUGACAUUUGUGGUGAAGGAAGAGUAUCAGUAUGUAGUUCGUCCUGAGCAGGUUAAGCCAACAGAUAAUCUAAAGCCUGAAGGCGAAUUCUACAGUCCCGAAAAACCGAAGUUCCGACCUGGCGAGCGUCCAUCUCAAGUCCGGCCGGAGGAUAACUUAAAACCAGAGGGAGAUUUCUACACUCCAGAUAAACCCGGAUAUAGACCAGCUGAGCGUCCAGAGCAGGUUAGGCCUACGGAUAAUCUAAAACCUGAAGGCGAAUUCUACAGUCCAGAAAAGUCAAAGUAUCGCCCAGGUGAGCGUCCAUCUCAAGUCAGACCAGAAGAUAACCUGAAACCAGAGGGCGAGUUCUACACUCCAGAUAAACCAGGAUACAAGCCAGCCGAACGUCCAGAGCAGGUCAGACCAACGGAUAAUCUUAAGCCUGAAGGCGAAUUCUACAGCUCCGAAAAGCCGAAGUUCCGUCCUGGUGAACGUCCCUCGCAAGUCAGACCUGAGGAUAACCUGAAACCAGAGGGCGAGUUCUACACUCCCGAUAAACCUGGAUAUAGGCCUGCUGAGCGGCCAGUUCAAAAGAGGCCCGUGGAUAAUCUUAAACCUGAGGGCGAGUUUGUGGCGCCAGAAAAGCAAGUGUUCCGGCCAGCUGAGAAAACAGAAAGAAUCAUCAGAAAGGAUAACUUACGUACCGAAGGGGAAAUGACAUUUGUGGAAAAAGAAGAGUAUCAGUAUGUAGUUCGUCCUGAACAGGUUAAACCAACAGAUAAUCUUAAGCCUGAAGGCGACUUCUACACACCCGAUAAACCCGGAUACAGACCAGCGGAACGUCCAGAGCAGGUCAGACCGACGGAUAACCUUAAGCCUGAAGGCGAAUUCUACAGUCCAGAAAAGCCGAAGUUCCGCCCAGGUGAGCGUCCAUCUCAAGUCAGACCAGAGGAUAACUUGAAACCAGAGGGCGAAUUCUACACUCCCGAUAAACCCGGAUACAGGCCAGCCGAACGUCCGGAGCAGGUUAGGCCAACAGAUAAUCUAAAACCUGAAGGCGAAUUCUACAGUCCAGAAAAGCCGAAGUUCCGCCCAGGUGAGCGUCCAUCUCAAGUCAGACCAGAGGAUAACUUGAAACCAGAGGGCGAAUUCUACACUCCCGAUAAACCUGGAUACAGGCCAGCCGAGCGUCCAGAGCAGGUCAGACCGACGGAUAACCUUAAGCCUGAAGGCGAAUUCUACAGUCCAGAAAAGCCGAAGUUCCGUCCAGGUGAGCGUCCAUCUCAAGUCAGACCAGAGGAUAACCUGAAACCAGAGGGCGAGUUCUACACUCCAGAUAAACCAGGAUACAAGCCAGCCGAACGUCCAGAGCAGGUCAGACCAACGGAUAAUCUUAAGCCUGAAGGCGAAUUCUACAGCCCCGAAAAGCCGAAGUUCCGUCCUGGUGAACGUCCCUCGCAAGUCAGACCUGAGGAUAACCUGAAACCAGAGGGCGAGUUCUACACUCCCGAUAAACCUGGAUAUAGGCCUGCUGAGCGGCCAGUUCAAAAGAGGCCCGUGGAUAAUCUUAAACCUGAGGGCGAGUUUGUGGCGCCAGAAAAGCAAGUGUUCCGGACAGCUGAGAAAACAGAAAGAAUCAUCAGAAAGGAUAACUUACGUACCGAAGGGGAAAUGACAUUUGUGGAGAAGGAAGAGUAUCAGUAUGUAGUUCGUCCUGAACAGGUGAAGCCAACAGAUAAUCUUAAGCCUGAAGGCGACUUCUACACUCCCGAUAAACCUGGAUACAGACCAGCCGAGCGUCCAGAGCAGGUUAGACCGACGGAUAAUCUUAAGCCUGAAGGCGAAUUCUAUAGUCCCGAAAAACCGAAGUUCCGCCCAGGUGAGCGUCCAUCUCAAGUCAGACCAGAAGAUAACUUGAAACCAGAGGGCGAGUUCUACACACCGGAUAAACCCGGAUACAGGCCAGCCGAACGUCCGGAGCAGGUUAGGCCAACAGAUAAUCUUAAACCUGAAGGCGAAUUCUACAGUCCAGAAAAGCCGAAGUUCCGUCCAGGCGAGCGUCCCUCGCAAGUCAGACCUGAGGAUAACCUGAAACCAGAGGGCGAGUUCUACACACCCGAUAAACCCGGAUACAAGCCAGCCGAACGUCCAGAGCAGGUUAGGCCUACGGAUAAUCUUAAACCUGAAGGUGAAUUUUAUAGUCCAGAAAAGCCGAAGUACCGUCCAGGUGAGCGUCCAUCUCAAGUCAGACCAGAAGAUAACUUGAAACCAGAGGGCGAAUUCUACACUCCCGAUAAACCUGGAUACAGACCAGCGGAACGUCCAGAGCAGGUUAGGCCUACAGAUAAUCUUAAACCUGAAGGCGAAUUCUACAGUCCCGAAAAGCCGAAGUUCCGCCCAGGUGAGCGUCCAUCUCAAGUCAGACCAGAGGAUAACCUGAAACCAGAGGGCGAGUUCUACACUCCCGAAAAACCUGGAUACAGGCCAGCCGAGCGUCCAGAGCAGGUCAGACCGACGGAUAACCUUAAGCCUGAAGGCGAAUUCUACAGUCCAGAAAAGCCGAAGUUCCGCCCAGGUGAGCGUCCAUCUCAAGUCAGACCAGAGGAUAACCUGAAACCAGAAGGCGAGUUCUACACUCCCGAUAAACCUGGAUAUAGGCCAGCUGAGCGGCCAGUUCAAAAGAGGCCGGUGGAUAACCUUAAACCUGAGGGCGAGUUUGUGGCGCCAGAAAAGCAAGUGUUCCGGCCAGCUGAGAAAACAGAAAGAAUCAUCCGAAAGGAUAACUUACGUACCGAAGGGGAAAUGACUUUUGUGGAGAAGGAAGAGUAUCAGUAUGUACUUCGUCCUGAACAGGUUAAGCCAACAGAUAAUCUUAAGCCUGAAGGCGACUUCUACACUCCCGAUAAACCUCGAUACAGACCAGCCGAGCGUCCAGAGCAGGUCAGACCGACGGAUAAUCUUAAGCCAGAAGGCGAAUUCUAUAGCCCCGAAAAGCCAAAAUUCCGUCCUGGUGAACGUCCAUCUCAAGUCAGACCAGAGGAUAACCUGAAACCAGAGGGCGAGUUCUACACUCCCGAUAAACCCGGAUACAGACCAGCGGAACGUCCAGAGCAGGUUAGGCCUACGGAUAAUCUUAAGCCUGAAGGCGAAUUCUACAGUCCAGAAAAGCCGAAGUUCCGUCCAGGUGAGCGUCCAUCUCAAGUCAGACCAGAGGAUAACUUGAAACCAGAGGGCGAGUUCUACACACCGGAUAAACCCGGAUACAGGCCAGCCGAACGUCCGGAGCAGGUUAGGCCAACAGAUAAUCUUAAACCUGAAGGCGAAUUCUACAGUCCAGAAAAGCCGAAGUUCCGUCCAGGUGAGCGUCCAUCUCAAGUCAGACCAGAGGAUAACCUGAAACCAGAGGGCGAGUUCUACACUCCCGAUAAACCUGGAUAUAGGCCAGCUGAGCGGCCAGUUCAAAAGAGGCCCGUGGAUAAUCUUAAACCUGAGGGCGAGUUUGUGGCGCCAGAAAAGCAAGUGUUCCGGCCAGCUGAGAAAACAGAAAGAAUCAUCCGAAAGGAUAACUUACGUACCGAAGGGGAAAUGACUUUUGUGGAGAAGGAAGAGUAUCAGUAUGUAGUUCGUCCUGAACAGGUUAAGCCAACAGAUAAUCUUAAGCCUGAAGGCGAGUUCUACACACCCGAUAAACCCGGAUACAGGCCAGCCGAACGUCCAGAGCAGGUUAGGCCUACGGAUAAUCUUAAACCUGAAGGCGAAUUCUAUAGUCCAGAAAAGCCGAAGUUCCGCCCAGGUGAGCGUCCAUCUCAAGUCAGACCAGAGGAUAACCUGAAACCAGAGGGCGAGUUCUACACUCCCGAUAAACCUGGAUACAGGCCAGCCGAGCGUCCAGAGCAGGUUAGGCCUACGGAUAAUCUUAAACCUGAAGGCGAAUUUUAUAGUCCAGAAAAGCCGAAGUUCCGCCCAGGUGAGCGUCCAUCUCAAGUCAGACCAGAAGAUAACCUGAAACCAGAGGGCGAGUUCUACACUCCAGAUAAACCAGGAUUCAGGCCAGCCGAACGUCCAGAGCAGGUCAGACCAACGGAUAAUCUUAAGCCUGAAGGUGAAUUUUAUAGUCCAGAAAAGCCGAAGUACCGUCCAGGUGAGCGUCCAUCUCAAGUCAGACCAGAGGAUAACCUGAAACCAGAGGGCGAGUUCUACACUCCCGAUAAACCUGGAUAUAGGCCAGCUGAGCGGCCAGUUCAAAAGAGGCCCGUGGAUAAUCUUAAACCUGAGGGCGAGUUUGUGGCGCCAGAAAAGCAAGUGUUCCGGCCAGCUGAGAAAACAGAAAGAAUCAUCCGAAAGGAUAACUUACGUACCGAAGGGGAAAUGACUUUUGUGGAGAAGGAAGAGUAUCAGUAUGUACUUCGUCCUGAACAGGUUAAGCCAACAGAUAAUCUUAAGCCUGAAGGCGAGUUCUACACACCCGAUAAACCCGGAUACAGGCCAGCCGAACGUCCAGAGCAGGUUAGGCCUACGGAUAAUCUUAAACCUGAAGGCGAAUUCUAUAGUCCAGAAAAGCCGAAGUUCCGCCCAGGUGAGCGUCCAUCUCAAGUCAGACCAGAGGAUAACCUGAAACCAGAGGGCGAGUUCUACACUCCCGAUAAACCUGGAUACAGGCCAGCCGAGCGUCCAGAGCAGGUUAGGCCUACGGAUAAUCUUAAACCUGAAGGCGAAUUUUAUAGUCCAGAAAAGCCGAUGUUCCGCCCAGGUGAGCGUCCAUCUCAAGUCAGACCAGAAGAUAACCUGAAACCAGAGGGCGAGUUCUACACUCCAGAUAAACCAGGAUUCAGGCCAGCCGAACGUCCAGAGCAGGUCAGACCAACGGAUAAUCUUAAGCCUGAAGGUGAAUUUUAUAGUCCAGAAAAGCCGAAGUACCGUCCAGGUGAGCGUCCAUCUCAAGUCAGACCAGAGGAUAACCUGAAACCAGAGGGCGAGUUCUACACUCCCGAUAAACCUGGAUAUAGGCCAGCUGAGCGGCCAGUUCAAAAGAGGCCCGUGGAUAAUCUUAAACCUGAGGGCGAGUUUGUGGCGCCAGAAAAGCAAGUGUUCCGGCCAGCUGAGAAAACAGAAAGAAUCAUCCGAAAGGAUAACUUACGUACCGAAGGGGAAAUGACUUUUGUGGAGAAGGAAGAGUAUCAGUAUGUACUUCGUCCUGAACAGGUUAAGCCAACAGAUAAUCUUAAGCCUGAAGGCGAGUUCUACACACCCGAUAAACCCGGAUACAGGCCAGCCGAACGUCCAGAGCAGGUUAGGCCUACGGAUAAUCUUAAACCUGAAGGCGAAUUCUAUAGUCCAGAAAAGCCGAAGUUCCGCCCAGGUGAGCGUCCAUCUCAAGUCAGACCAGAGGAUAACCUGAAACCAGAGGGCGAGUUCUACACUCCCGAUAAACCUGGAUACAGGCCAGCCGAGCGUCCAGAGCAGGUUAGGCCUACGGAUAAUCUUAAACCUGAAGGCGAAUUUUAUAGUCCAGAAAAGCCGAAGUUCCGCCCAGGUGAGCGUCCAUCUCAAGUCAGGCCAGAGGAUAACCUGAAACCAGAGGGCGAGUUCUACACUCCCGAUAAACCAGGAUUCAGGCCAGCCGAACGUCCAGAGCAGGUCAGACCAACGGAUAAUCUUAAGCCUGAAGGUGAAUUUUAUAGUCCAGAAAAGCCGAAGUACCGUCCAGGUGAGCGUCCAUCUCAAGUCAGACCAGAGGAUAACCUGAAACCAGAGGGCGAGUUCUACACUCCCGAUAAACCUGGAUACAGGCCAGCCGAGCGUCCAGAGCAGGUUAGGCCUACGGAUAAUCUUAAACCUGAAGGCGAAUUUUAUAGUCCAGAAAAGCCGAAGUUCCGCCCAGGUGAGCGUCCAUCUCAAGUCAGACCAGAGGAUAACCUGAAACCAGAGGGCGAGUUCUACACUCCCGAUAAACCUGGAUAUCGUCCCGCAGAGCGGCCAGUUCAAAAGAGGCCCGUGGACAAUCUUAAACCUGAGGGCGAGUUUGUGGCGCCUGAAAAGCAAGUGUUCCGACCGGCAGAAAAAACGGAAAAGGUCAUCCGAAAGGAUAACUUGCGUACCGAGGGUGAAAUGACGUUUGUGGAAAAGAAAGAGUACCAAUAUGUUGUUCGUCCUGAGCAGGUGAAGCCGACGGAUAAUCUUAAGCCUGAAGGCGAAUUCUACAGUCCCGAAAAGCCGAAGUUCCGCCCAGGUGAGCGUCCCUCGCAAGUCAGACCUGAGGAUAACCUGAAACCAGAGGGCGAGUUCUACACUCCCGAUAAACCUGGAUAUCGUCCCGCAGAGCGGCCAGUUCAAAAGAGGCCCGUGGACAAUCUUAAACCUGAGGGCGAGUUUGUGGCGCCUGAAAAGCAAGUGUUCCGACCGGCAGAAAAAACGGAAAAGGUCAUCCGAAAGGAUAACUUGCGUACCGAGGGUGAAAUGACGUUUGUGGAAAAGAAAGAGUACCAAUAUGUUGUUCGUCCUGAACAGGUGAAGCCGACGGAUAAUCUUAAGCCUGAAGGCGAAUUCUACAGUCCCGAAAAGCCGCAGUUCCGCCCAGGUGAGCGUCCCUCGCAAGUCAGGCCAGAGGAUAACCUGAAACCAGAGGGCGAGUUCUAUACUCCAGAGAAACCUAGAUAUAAGCCCGUUGAAAGACCUAAGCAGAAGAAACCACAAGAUAAUUUAAAACCUUUGGAAGGUGUUAUGUUUACUCCGGAAAAACCCAAAUACCAGCCAGCAGAUCGACCUGAGCAAAAGAAACAUGUAGAUAACUUGAAGCCUGAGGGCCAAAUGUAUAUUCCAGAAAAAGAAUCAUUUAAACCAGCUGAAAAGGUGAAAACAAUUAUAAGAAAGGACAACUUAAAGACCGAGGGGUCAAUGACGUUCACUAAAAAAGAAGACUAUCGUCACGUUAAGCGACCCGAGCAAGUGAAGCCAAGCGAUAACUUAAGGUCUGAAGGAGAAUUCUAUACGCCGGAGAAGACGACCUUCAAGCCUGCAGAACGACCAAUUCAAAAGAAACCUAAGGACAACUUGAAGACAGAAGGUGAAUUUUACAAAAGAACUGAUAGAACUGAAACCGAUAGCAAAACGGUAAUAGAGAAGCGAGAGCCUGCCAAGCGACCGGUAGAUAACUUAAAGUUAGAAGGUUCCAUGACAGUGACUAGAAAGGAUGAUUACAAAUCAACCACUAAUAAAACCGCCGUCGACCGAGUUCAGCGUACACAGAAAUACAAGCACAACAGUUCAUCCAUCAGCUUGGGUAGCGAUACUACAAUACUAAAGACAACGAACCAGAUGAACUUUGUGUCCGGCAAGGAUGCAAUAAAGCAAGUGGAUUCCAACAGCCAAGCCCCGGUAGAUGGCCUGAUUAUUGUUUCAACGAAAAAGGUAACAACUGUUGUCGGUGGCCGAACCAAAAAGGAGCCAGAAACCGAAUAUGUGAAGCGACCAGCUAAAAUAAAUGUUAUUGAAAAUGUGUCCAAAAAUACGACCACAACAAAUAUUGAAAACACACAAAACGUACACAAGGAAACAACGUCGAUGCAAAGAAAUCUCAAUGUUGUGGAGAAGAGUGCACUCAAAACAGAGCAAAUCCGUGGCUCAACGGAUGACAGCAGCGCCCUUCAGACCUCCACAACAACAAGACGAACAAACCAAGGUGGCACGUCGAUCAACAACGUGACCGAAACUGGAGGCACAACACAUCAUGUAGUUUCAUCAGGCAGAACAGAUACCAACAACUUGACAGCAUCUGAAGGGUCAACAACUCACGUAGUCUCGGGCAGGACAGUUACCAGGAACGUGACCGAAACUGGAGGAUCUACGGCUCGCAUAGUCUCAGGCAGGCUAGUUACCAGGAAUGCAACUGAAACCGAAGGUUCAACAUCCCAUAUAGUCUCGGGCAACACAGCUACGAAUAAUGUUAGCAAUGGAUCCACGUCCCAUGUGGUCGGUGGCAGCAGCUCGGUGACCAACAACACGACCAGCAGCUCAACUUCGCAUAUGAGCUCAUCGAAGCAUUUCCAUCACAGAAAGAGCGAGUUUUCCUCGGAGGCUGAUGUGUCUAACUCGGUAUUCCAUCGCAAGAACGUGACAUCCGACUCGAGUGCGGUCAACGGCAGUCUAACCUCUAACGGAAAAAUGCAGCGCAAGAGUAUUCUGAACCUGCACGAGCAGGUGCCGAGUAGCAAUGUCCAUUCGAGUGAUCGCCAGAGCUAUAGUAGCAUCCAUCGUCAGAAUCGGGAAUCGGAUUUGAAUACUGGCUACGCCACGGAUCGUCGCAGUUGCAGCAUACACAAGGAAAACAAGGAACAUCAAAUUAAGACCUCCUCGUCUUCCUCAUCCAUGUCGCGCAUCAUAUCCGGUGCUGAUACCAACAAAUCGAACCUGGAGAGAUCGACGGUCACCCGUACAUACGCAUCGGGCGGCAUUGAUUUUCCAUCCCAAUCUCAGAGCGAGCGUCUUGUGACACGUCAUCGCAGCGCUGGUAGCCAGCAUUUGUCCAGCGGCAUCGAUUUCCCCUCCUCAUCCGCCUACAAUGCCCAUGGCCAGAGCGAACGGAUUGUGACCUCGCGUCGCGGCAAUCAAUCCUCGAUUAGUCUGGGCAACGACAAGUUUACCGGCUCCAGUCUCUACAAGAGCGAAUACAUAACUGCCCCAACAACAACAACCUGUGCUGUGCAUAAGAUUAAACAAGGUGCAUUCCAACAUACCAGAAGUACUCACGAUCAUAAAUUUUAUAAAACCUCUAACUGAAUAAUACAUGAAAUCGUCUGAACGUACGUCUUGUCUUGUCUUCAUAACAUAUCACGUAGCGCCUAAGCUUCCAUGACAAUAUUUUUUUAUACAAUAACUAAUUACCUGAAAAGAAAAAAAAAACAAAAUAUUCAAUUUUAAGAUUAACCAAUAAAGAGCAUAUCAUUUUUGUCAAAAAAA
Drosophila virilis is the source of this 11821-nucleotide messenger RNA. RefSeq names its product SAXO downstream of blistered (gene Sdb). Gene Ontology annotation, molecular function: microtubule binding. The record is from RefSeq and is a predicted model, not a curated record. NCBI's taxonomy places the organism in Eukaryota, Metazoa, Arthropoda, Insecta, Diptera, Drosophilidae. Gene Ontology annotation, cellular component: axonemal microtubule; sperm flagellum; ciliary basal body.